Molecule: messenger RNA, 1206 nt
Organism: Papaver somniferum (opium poppy)
Lineage: Eukaryota; Viridiplantae; Streptophyta; Magnoliopsida; Ranunculales; Papaveraceae
Product: peptidyl-prolyl cis-trans isomerase FKBP53-like
Exons: 10
Coding region: 157-966 (269 amino acids)
Molecular function (GO): peptidyl-prolyl cis-trans isomerase activity
Source: RefSeq, a predicted model, not a curated record
UCUGCUACCGUCGUCCGAGUGGUCUUUUCAAUAACAGGACUCAAAGGUGCUUGCAUGAUAUCACUAGACUAGUCUUCGGGAACCUAUUCCUUAAACUUUUCGUUCUUUCUAUUUUUCGAACUACUGGAGAUAUCUGUUGCAGAAGAAAGAAGGGAAAUGGCAUUUUGGGGAGUCGAACUAGAACCAGGGAAACCUUACACCCAUAGUUACAAUAGCUCUCUGGGAAGGCUUCGUAUUUCUCAGGCUAUUUUGGACCCUUUUAGUCCUAACAGUGGGUAUGUUGCUGUUCACUGUAUAGUAGGGAACAAGAGUCCUGUUUUGAUAUGCUUAUUGCGCGGUGGUACCAAUAAUGAAUCAUGUAUGUUGGAUAUUGAAUUGGAGGAGAAGGAAGAGGAUGUCGUUCUUGCAAAUCGAGGCAAUAUCAGUGUGCAUUUAAGUGGUUUCUAUAGUAGGAAUAAUGAUCAAUCUGCUGGAAACGGAACAAUGGGAAACCAUGGAGCUCGUUCAACAUCUCAAGUUGCUCAUGUGAAAACUGAGUUUAAAGCAUUAGAGAUGGGUAGUGACCCCGAAUACAAGGACAUACAAGUAAAUGGACGCCGUGUAAGAACAAUGGCUAGUGGUUUGGUUAUUGAAAACAUACGUACGAGCGGGAACUCCGAAACCAAAGUAGCUUAUCAUGGAUGUUAUGUGCAAGUCCGUUUCUUUGGUCAAAUAAAGAGCACUGGUUUUGUCUUUGAAUCCAAUUAUGGCACUUGUGGUUUAAGUUUCACAUUGGGCAAUGGAGAUGUUAUAAAAGGAUUGGAGGAUGGGAUUAACGGUAUGCAAGUUGGUGACAAAAGAAGACUCACAAUUCCACCAUCCAUGGGUUACUGUGGAUCUAAAGCACGGAGUGAUGUACCAGCAGAUUCAUGGCUUGUUUUCGAGGUUGAACUUAUUUCAGCACGUCUCAGCACACUGACAUAUUAGAAGAUAGUGCUCAAUUGAAUUUUUUUUGGAUAUGAUGGUCGACUUCAAGUUAAAAAAAAAGUAAGUAGUAAUAUGCUAUUAUGCUCAAUUAGAAAUCAGUUCAGUACCUUUCAUUUAACGUGACAUGAUUAGGUUUUGUCGACAGACAGUUGUACAACUUGCUUCCAACAUUAGUUUGGAAAUUGCUUCUGUCUAAGCAAACUUUGGAUUAUAUGCAAACUUUUAAUUUAUUUUUCUCCA